This is a messenger RNA of Wasmannia auropunctata (little fire ant), 1521 nucleotides long. RefSeq names its product venom acid phosphatase Acph-1-like. The record is from RefSeq and is a predicted model, not a curated record. Gene Ontology annotation, molecular function: phosphatase activity. The transcript has 6 exons. Gene Ontology annotation, biological process: dephosphorylation. Bases 240 to 1391 code for a protein of 383 amino acids. NCBI's taxonomy places the organism in Eukaryota, Metazoa, Arthropoda, Insecta, Hymenoptera, Formicidae.
UUUUAUUGAGUCGUCUUGUCAAAGCUGUCAAUUAAAAUGAGAGAGAAGAAAACAGCAGGGAGAUAUGGAGAGAUUGGUUCGAAUGAGCAAGCUCUUUAUUGUUAAUCAGUUUGUAGCCGAUUACUAAGCGAACCGUGUCAACUGAGUCAACUCGCGAGGAAUGUGUCUUUCGAGCGGAUAAAUAUAUAACAUUCUCUUACUUUUCGCAAUCAUUUCGUACUACUUCGAAUCGCGCAAACAUGAACCGCGCCACGAUUCUGCAGACAUCUCUGCUUUUACUAAGUUUAAUAUUUGUGUCCUUAGGACAAUGUGAUGAGUUUCAUUUGGAAUUGGUUCAAGUGCUAAUGAGACAUGGAGAACGGACACCGGCACUUAGAGAAAUGUAUCCUAAGGAUCUGUAUAACAUAUCGGUUUACGAGCCAUGGGGGGGUCUUGGCCAAUUAACUAACCAAGGAAAACGGACGGAAUAUCGAAUCGGCACAAUAUUGAGGCAACGUUAUGACCACUUUCUGGGAUCGAUUUAUUACCCGCAAGAUAUUUAUGCUGUCAGCACAAACCAUGAUCGCACAAAAAUGUCUUUACAAUUGAUGUUAGCAGGAUUGUAUCCUCCGGACUUAACACAAUUGUGGAAUCCGGAUUUACCGUGGCUCGCCAUUCCCACGUAUUAUACGCCUGAAAGAGUAGAUAUAUUACUCAAACCUUAUAAAUGUCCAGCAUACCGAGCAGCUUUUGCUGAAAUAAAGAAGACGAAAGAAGUCCGCGAUAAACUCGCAGUUUACGAAGAUUUCUACAAAUUUUUGAGCGAGAAAACUGGACUAAAUCUCGAAGAGCUACUAACGCUUUAUAAUAUGUUAACAGCACAAAAAAACAUGAAUUUAACUCUGCCGGAGUGGUGCACCGAUGAUGUGUACCAACGGAUCCAGGAUGUCGCCGUGUUGGAAUACGAGAUCCGCUCGUACACGACUCAGUUGAAACGGAUUAACGGAGGUAUGUUGAUCAGGAGAUUCAUCGAUAACAUGAACAAGAACGAGAAAUCCUUGAAACCGCGCAAGAUGUACGUGUAUAGCGGCCACGAGCUGAAUAUUGCGGCGUUUGCCAAGGCCCAUAAUAUUAGCAAGCCGAAAUUACCGGAUUAUGGAUCGGCGUUCCUAUUUGAGAAACUGCGGGAUGAUUCCGGCAAGCUGUACAUACGGAUUUUUCUCUGGACAGGCACGACGGAAAAGUUGAUAACUAUCAAGCUGACAGACUGCGACGAAACUUGUCCUCUGGAAACCUAUUUAGAACUCGUGCGGGAUGUAAUACCUUCGGACAAGGAGAUAACUUGUUUGUGGGACGAUAUAUCUAGAGAAGAACUGCUGGAUCUGUUUGCUGAAAGGCUAAAUUUGAAUUAACACACUUAAUGAAAUUUUAUAUACGAAUAUGAAUAAAAUAUGUAUCACAUACAUCAGUAAAUGGGAAAGGAUUAAAAUGGAUUAAAAUUUCUUAAUUCAUGGAUUGAAAUAAAUUUGGCCUCCGUGGAAA